Messenger RNA from Penicillium subrubescens, 2691 nucleotides. RefSeq lists its product as uncharacterized. The record is from RefSeq and is a predicted model, not a curated record. The transcript is spliced from 3 exons. Gene Ontology annotation, molecular function: hydrolase activity. NCBI's taxonomy places the organism in Eukaryota, Fungi, Ascomycota, Eurotiomycetes, Eurotiales, Aspergillaceae. The coding region runs from base 1 to 2691 and encodes 896 amino acids.
AUGCCAUUGCAUACGGUCGCGUUGGGUGCGGCCUUGACCCCUACCGUCCUCCACACUCUAAUCAAUCAUUACCGACACCGCAAGGCGCGCCAUAACCAUCCGACCGUCCAUCUCACCUAUGAUGAAGGCAUUCAAGUCGUUCGUCAAUUCCUUUACUACGCCUCGAAACACCCCGUAGAAGAUAUUCAGGCGUUCACGCGCCAAUGUGCUCGCGAAACAACUGGGCCCAAGGGCCUUGUGCGGGUUGGAGGAGAGAAAUGGUGGCAAUGGCGAGGUCCGGCCGAGGAACUCAAGGGCGAAUGGGUCGAAAUGCGCAACCAUUACAACGAGAUGAAGAAGUCCAAUAGCCGCAACAACAGAAUCAUGCUGUAUAUCCAUGGUGGCGCGUACUUCUUUGGCAGUGUCGAUACCCAUCGAUAUAUGCUACAGCGUCAUGCUCGCAAGUUGAAGGGCCGCGUUUUCGCGCCCGACUAUCGUCUGGCACCCCAGUUCCCGUUCCCAUGCGGCUUGCAAGAUUGUAUGGCGGCGUAUCUCUGGCUGCUUCAGAGCUACGAUCCCAAGGAGAUUCUUCUUGCGGGGGACUCCGCCGGUGGUGGCAUGGCCUUGUCACUGCUAGUCAUGAUGCGUGACCAAGGCAUACCACUGCCCGCAGGUGCGAUUCUCAUCUCGCCAUGGGUCGAUCUGACACACUCCUUCCCCAGCAUCGUGGAAGACAACCCCGGGGACUACAUCCCACCCUACGGAUUCCGAUACAAGCCUUCCGCAGCUUGGCCUCCGCCUAAUGCUGACGAGAUCUUGAAGAUUAAGAAUCUGUCUCGCAAAGAAACUUUCACAGCCAGGGACAUCGAAGGUGCAGGUCCGACCGCAAACAAGGAUGCCAGAGAUACCGCUGUCCGUGGUUAUACACUUCACGAGAAUAAGAACCCGGCCGAGGGGCAUGCUUAUCCAGGCAUGCAACAUACUGCAGACCCGGGCACCCUGCAUGCCGAGCCUGACAACAUCCACGUGGUCCUGGAAGGCAAGACGGUUGAACUCAAAGAUCAGAUCCAGAUGUACGCCACCAACCAACUACUAUCCCAUCCUUUGGUAUCGCCAAUUCUUCAGCCAUCACUGGGAGGGCUUCCGCCACUUCAAGUUAUCAGCGGUGGUGGCGAGACCCUCCGGGAUGAACAGUUUUACGUGGCCCAUAAAGCGGCAAACCCGGCGGCCUAUCCUCCUGCCGAUGUGUACCUCGACGAAUUUGAUCCUGACCGUGAGCAACUGAACAAGUACGAGCCCACAUACGUGCAGCUCCAAGUUUGGGAUGACCUGUGCCAUGUCGCUCCCACGCUCAGCUUCACCAGGCCGGCCAAGCACAUGUUCCGGUCAAUCUCUCAAUUUGGCUCCUGGGCUUUGGCUCGUGCCCAAAAGACAGAGGUAGAGAUCAUGGACGACAAUCUUGUCUCACCUAUCUCAUCCAGUGAUUCGGACAGCUCGAAUAGUCCGAACAGCCCAGGAGGCAUCGGAAGUAAACGCAAGCCGACUUUUCCAGCCGGGCUCUCUGUCGGUAAAGCAGGCGAUCCCCUUCCCGCCUUCGAACAGCACAUGAUUCGUCAACGAGUCGACAAGCGUGGUCGUAUGUAUCAUCUCGACCCGCCGUCGUCCUAUCCGGCACUCGCAAUUCCGCCCGCUAAGGUGGGAGCAGUCAAUCCAGAGCUGAUCCGGAAGUGGCUCGAGGCCAAGCACGAAUGGGAUCAAAAGUUCUCCAAGGAGAAGCUCUGUGUUCAAAGCCGGCGUAUCAAAGAGAUGGCGCAUGGCUUUCAGGACUUCGAGGGUGAAUGUCCGCCUCCAAGCUCUCUGGCUGCUCGUCGUGGGGCUCCAGGUGUACUUCCGAAGUGGCGCGCCAAGAAGAACUAUGGGCUGAUGCUCUGGAGUGGCUGGGGUAGCAAACAUGAUGAGCGUACCAUGGAAAAAGCGAGUGAAGCCGAAAAGUUUGGUCAAACUACAACACGCCGCAGUGUGGAUGCUGGGCAAGCCGGUUCGUAUUCAAGCGCACCCUUGAAGAAUCCUCUGGCUGGCAACACUGGGGAGAGCAGGUCUGAGACUGCCGCCGGGAGCAGCUCGACAGGCGGAACUCCAGCGAUCACCUGGGAUACCACAAAGGAACAGAGGCAAUGGAACGGAGAGACUGACCCAGGUCGUCCCUCCGAAUCAACUUCCUUGCGUCCCACCUCAGAGAGAAGUGGCGGCCCCAUACUCAUACUACCGGGUGUUGAUAAUCGCAAGUUCAACGAUGAAAAUGCAAGUACCAGAGCGCUCUUCCACGCCGCAGGAACCCUGCCCAUGUCAUCCGAUGCUUCCCUACCUUAUCUAAAAGGUCGACCAUCGUCGGUUGGCGGCUCGGUAGCCGGCCGUAGCGAAUUUAUGUCAGACAACGGCGAAGACGCGAGUACUGUUGGCGGGGACAGAGAGUUGAGCGCGGUUCCUGGUGUUGCGAAUGACGCUGCUAGCACUCGCGCGGUCUUGAGCGCUAAAGGUGUCGUUGGCGUGGUUAGCUCUAGGGAUAGUGGUCAAAUCUCCACCGAUACCGCAUCCUUGCGUGCAAAUAUCUCAGAUGCUGAUGCUGUUUCCGCUGCUGGUAAAACAUCCACAUCGCACCGGCCGGAUAUGCCCGAGAGAGAAGUCUUUAAAACAGCUCAAGAAGCGCUGUAA